UGGGGCUGGAAUUUCCUGACCCUAGGAGGUGCAGUGAACAGUGCUGUUUAACACAAACACAGAAGGUUCAGACCCAGACCUCCCUACAAUCAGGAAGGGAGUGAUGCUAUGAUAACUAGUAUAAUUAGCCUUCUCACUUUUUAAAAGACUGUAUUAUAUAAUAGUAGCAUAUUUUCAAAUCUCACUGUAUUUCUUUAAAUCUAUGUGGGUCAUCUCUCUGCCGUGAGUCCCAGCAGCUGUGCUUCAGGUUUAGUAUUUUCCUUUUGAGGGCUGACAGCCAUGAUGACCUCUUCAGAAGUAGAGGGCUAGGUGGUUUACCUUUUGAAAUACUUAUUAUAAUAACAGAGGUAUUCAUGCUCUUUGAAGCAUUAGGCAGUUAUGGGUGAGUUCAUGUCAGCCUUGGAGAUGGGAGUAUGUCAGAUCUCAGCUGGGUCACUCUCAUGUCCAAGGAUGAAUCCACAAACUCAUCAAAGGAAUGUAGUAUUCUAUUGUUAGUGGUUUAGGCUUUCAUUUUCCCCAGCAUGCUCUCAUUGGUUUUCUAUAAUUUAUUUGAGCUGUGUUAUGUAGUUCAAGGAUCUAUGAGGAUCUAGGAGAAGCUCUCUUUGAACUUUGCAUACCAUAGGAUGUUGGGAAAAUAUGUUGUAUGCUGAUAGCUUUCUUGUCUGUCAUUCUUUUUUUUUUUUGUAGAGACAUUCUCACUUUAUUGCCCUCGGUAGAGUGCCAUGGUGUCACACAGCUCACAGAAACCUACCUCCAACUCCUGGGCUUAGGCGAUUCUCUUGCCUCAGCCUCCCGAGUAGCUGGGACUACAGGCGCCCGCUACAAUGCCCGGCUACUUUUUUGUUGCAGUUUGGCCAGGGUUGGGUUUGAACCCGCCACCCUCGGUAUAUGGGGUCGGUACCCUACCCACUGAGCCACAGGCGUCUUUCAUUCUAUUUGAACUUUUUUCAUCUUAUCAGCCCUAAGUUUUAGGCAUGGUGGUAUUUUAUGCUUAACUUCUUAUUAAUAGAUGCAAAAAAUUUGUUAAUUCGUUUUUCUUUGGAUAGGGGAAAUGUAUGUGUCCCAGCAGCUUAUUGAGGCUGCAUACUUCCUGACAGGUUCCCCAUUCUCUAGAAUCAUGACAUUUUUUAAACAGUCUAAAGAACUAGAUACUACAUUGCAAAGGAGACUACUAAUGAGUUGAAUGGAGACUUUAGUCCAUCUAGUGUUCAGUGCUGUACUUGGAAUGUAAACAAGGCUAACAGCCCAUUGCCAAACAAUGUCAUAAAAAAAUCUCCUUCUUGGCAGACAGAACACAGUGUUACUGAUUAUGAUCUCACACCCAACACAAUAACUGAACAGGAGUACACUAGCAAUAUAAAUAUUAACAUCUCUGUUUUCUCAGUCACUAACUUCAUUUCACUGCUAUUUUCAAAACACGAAUUAAAACUUAAAUUGCCCUUUAUGUCAGCACAUAAAGGUCAAAAUCCUUGAGGAAUCUUUUUCUUACCCCUGACCUUAUUCCUCAUUAAGUUAUUGGUUAUAGGUUCGGCACCCGUAGUACGGUGGUUAUGGCACCAGCCACAUACACCAAGGGUGGAGGGUUCAAACCUGGCCCGGGUCAGCUAAAAAACUGCAGCAACAAAACAAAAAAUAGCCGAGCAUCGUGGUGGGCACCUAUAGUCCCAGCUACUUGGGAGGCUGAGGCAAGAGAAUCAUUUAAGCCCAAGAAUUUGAGGUUGCUGUGAGCUGUGACGCCACAGCACUCUACCAAGGGUGAGAUAAUGAGACUGUCUCAAAAAAUAAAUAAAUAAAAGUUAUGGUUAUAAGGACAGUGGUACUCUAUCCUAGAGGUGGUAAAGGCUCAUAUAACCCAUGUUCUAUUAUAAAACAAAGAGCUAGUAAGAUUUCAUUUUCUAAAAAGAGAGUACCAUCAGAAUAUAUAUCCAUGCAUUUCUCCCAGUACUUUGUUUUAAAGUGUAAACUUAUGGGCUCAGUGCCCAUAGCACAGUGGUUACAGCGCCAGCCACAUACACUGAAGUUGGUGGGUUCCAACCCAGCCCGGGCCAGCUAACCAACAAUGACAACUGCAACAAAAAAUAGCCAGGCAUUGUGGUGGGCCACUGUAGUCCCAGCUGUUUGGGAGGUCAAGGCAGGAGAAUCACUUGAGCCCAAGAGUUUGAGGUUGCUGUGAGCUGUGACACCCCAGCACUCUACUGAGGACAACAUGAUAAGACUCUGUCUCAAAAAAAAGUGUAAACUUAUGAACUUGAAUCAACACACAAAUAUUCAUUUUGUUUCUGUAUCCCUCUUUGGAUUACUUUGGAAUUCAGGCUGCAAGAUAGGAUUUGGGGGUUUUUGUUUGUUUGUUUUUUCAUUUUUUCAUUAAAGGACAGGGGAGAGUAGUCUGAAUCAGGUCAUGAAGUCCCAUGCGGAAUACCUCAUCUCAGCCAUUGAACUCACUUGGCUGGCCAUGAGUCUGUUCCAAGCUCUGGCUAAGGAAACAUCUGCCGGCCCCUCCCAGGGUGGAAAGGGGGGUCUACAGCAUCUCCCGCCCAGUCUGACCUUGCCCAGAGCCCCCCGCCCUCGGGAACUCACCUCCUCAAGACUCAUGAAAGCCCUGUUAGGGCUGCUUCCCGGCCCUAGUCUCAGACCUUCCCAAAGGACAAGUGGGUGGAGUGACUCGGUGUACUUGGCUCGUAGCCCCACAAGACAGGUUUUUUAUAGCCUCCAGUGUACACAGCAGAUCUCUUCAGAAAGCUAUCCACUAUUCAUCCCCCAGACCCUCCACAUUUAAGGAAGAAUUAGCAAAAUUUCCAAAGCCUUUCUUUUUCACCACAGUGAUAACUAUGGUCAUGGCACAUUUCAUGGCAAACUUCCCAAAUAUUACCAUGCUGAAACUCAAAACAUCCUCAUUUGAAAGAUAGAAAAAUCAUCAUUUUAUAACCCCCCCUAAUGAAAUAAUUGUUUUGGGGGAAAAAGAAUCAAUGGAUGUGAAAAGCCAGAAGUAAAAUGAACUGAUAAUCACUUGGUACCAAAAUAUCCCACAGAUAACUUGCUUGGGGCAAAGCGUAAACAAUCCAGUGAUCAAGUUUAGCAUCAUUAAUCAUGGAACAAAUGGCCUUAAUGCACUGUCAAGUACAUAAUAUUACCUAUGAAAUGUUUUUGCCAAAAAUGUUUAACCUGAUUCUUACCAAAGUUUUAGAUCUAACAUCUGGUUUGGGGGAAGUAGAGAGGAUGGAGAAAAGCAAGAUAGAUACAUACUAGCACACGGAAGCAGUCAGACCAGUUCCUAAGGAUGGGUAUUUUCAAGACAACUAGAGGGUUUUUUCAGAUCAAAAUCAGGAAAAAACGGGGAUUAGAAUUAUUCUAAAUUAAGAGAGACUAAAGAAACCUUAUCAAAUUAAAUGGGUGGCCAUAAUUGAAUCCUGGCACUAGUUCUAAAAGACAACUAUAGAAUAAUUGGAGAAAUUUUCUAAGCAGGGUCGGAAUUAGUAUUGGUUAGUAUUUGGAUGGGAGAAUAAUAGGAGAAAUUUUAACAUGAGCUGUAUUUUAAAUGAUAUUUGAAAAUUAUUUGUCAGGCGGCACCUGUGGCUCAGUGAGUAGGGCGCCGGCCCCAUAUGCCGAGGGUGGUGGGUUCAAACCCAGCCCCGGCCAAACUGCAACAAAAAAAAUUAUUUGUCAGAUAUCAUAAUAGCAUUAUUAUGUUGGAAGAUGUCUUUGUACGAGAUCUUUAGGGGGUAAAAUGUCAUGUUCAUAAUUUUACUUUAAAACAAUUCAAAUAAAAAAAUAUACUGUUUAUUGCUAAAUCUGCAUGGGGGCCUGUGAGUAUUCACUUUACUAUUAUUUUUAUAUAUAUUUGAAAUUUUUCAUAGUGAAAUAUUCUCACUUUCUGUAUUCCAAAUGCCACAUCUUGCCCUCAUCAUCAUGUAAAACCCUCAAUUAGUCUAUUUUGGUACAGUUCGACUACUUGGUAGCAGUUCGACAUUGCUGUUCCAUAAAAGUUUGUUCAAAUAAAAUCCCAGUUAUUCUUAAAAUUCUUUUUUAGUAAUGUAUACUUAAAGUAGACAAAAUAUGUAUACACAUAUAAAGGAGAAAAAUAUAUUUUGGAGUAGAAUUCUUUGUUUGGGUAUGAAGAAUCAAAACUAUGGGCUGUCGCUUCCUGCUCCUUGCCUCCUACGCCAGUUCCAAGAAUCUUUGCCACCCUGCCAGCAAGUCUCAGACUGAGUUUGACAAAGCCGCAGAGGAGGUUAAGCACUUCAAGACCAAGCCUGCAGAUGAUGAGAUGCUGUUCAUCUGCAGCCACUACAAACAAGCGACUAUGGGAGAUGUGAAUACAGAACAGCCUGGGAUGUUGGGCUUCAAAGGCAAGGCCAAGUGCGAUGCCUGGAAUGAGCUGAAAGGGACUAACAAGGAAGAUCCUGGGACUAACAAGAUGAAAGCUGACAUCAAUGAAGUCGAAGAGCUAAAGAAAAAAUAUGGAAUAUAAGAGACUGGAUUUGGUUGCAGCCAUGUGGUUAACCUAAACUGAUAUGAUGCCUUGUUUUUUCUAAUACUGUGGAUGAUGUAAAAUAACCAGUUAACCCAGUUCCUCAAGGCUGUUGCGGAUACAGCUCCAACAGAUUAGGGGCUAAAAUGAUUACUGACCUUCCCUAAGUAGUUUUUUUUUUUUUUUUUGGCUGGGGCUGGGUUUGAACCUACCACCUCCAGUAUAUGGGGCUGGUGCCCUACUCCUUGAGCCACAGGUGCCGUCCACCCCCCCCAAGUAGUUUUUAUCUGAGAUGAAUUAAAAGUGUAUUUGUUACUUAAAAAAAAAAAAAACUAUGUUUGCUUGAUAAGGCAUAAUUUUUGUUGACUCUUCUUCUUUCCUCUGGCUGUG
Messenger RNA from Nycticebus coucang (slow loris), 4858 nucleotides. Its product is annotated as acyl-CoA-binding protein-like. Gene Ontology annotation, cellular component: mitochondrion. Gene Ontology annotation, biological process: fatty acid metabolic process. Bases 4127 to 4468 code for a protein of 113 amino acids. Gene Ontology annotation, molecular function: fatty-acyl-CoA binding. Lineage: Eukaryota; Metazoa; Chordata; Mammalia; Primates; Lorisidae. The transcript has a single exon. The record is from RefSeq and is a predicted model, not a curated record.